CCGCGCCGAGAGCGAGCACUCCCAGCGUUAGCGCUGGAAGUCCUCCUCUUGAUGCUAACCGCCACCUCGAUCCUCACUCUGGCAGCCACCGCCUGCGCGCAACCACACCUCAAAUGUGUUGGCACUUCCCAACGGAAGUGCCAAACACGGACUGCCUUAGGACAGCUGAACCUUACCGGGUUCAGCUGAAGGAUCGACCGGUCAGUACCGACCGCCAUCUCGCGGUCGAUACUCCCUCUGGCGACGACCAGUCGCGUGCGACCGCUGUCCAGGAAGAUGUGCACUCCCUGCCGGAAGUGCAAGGCUCCGGACCUCUCGAGAUGACUGAACCGCGGGCGGUUCAGCUGACAAGUCCGCGGCAAGACAUCGACCGGUUCUACGAACAGGUCGAUAUUGCUCAUCCUCAGGACAACCACGAACGCCCGGUCGGCGGGGCAGAUACGCGCGCUGUCCCAAGGGACACGCAAACUCGCGUUCGCGGACGACUCGCUGAACUAUCCCUAGUUCAGUUAGCGGCGCUCAACGACCUGGCACCUCACGGUACCAGACCGGCGGCUCCUCCUUCUACGGCCACUCUCCUUGACUCUCGCGACCCCGCUUCUGACUCGAGAAGCCCUGUUCUCGGCACUGGCACCCUCUGUUCGACUCUCGACGGUUCCGGCGACACGCAACAAAGCCGCGCGGCCCAGGACUCGCACGACGCGCGUGCAAGUCCAGCGCCGAGCAACAAGGUCGAGAAGAACGUACAGAACGGGGAGCGAACAGGAACCAGGGAGAUUAGGAAGAGAGAGGAGGGGGAAGGGUACGGGGCGAGCAAGAAGAACGAGCACAGAGGCUCAAUGAACGCAGCACACGUAUCGACGACCAUAGAGGUCGUCGUGCGUGCCGCAGGCCAUGAAGAUGGCACUUGUGUGCCGCGGGACGACCGGAUGGUCGUACGCCUUGCUCUGUUAGGCAGCACGGUCGCACUACGGGACGACCUCGCGAUCGUACCGUAUAUUCCGCUAGGCGGCACGACGAACGCGUCGCAAUACACGCCCGACGUGCCCCAUCUAGCAUUCACCAGCCGUCGCGUAGCGAGUACGCCGAGCCGUUCGCUCGACGUGCAUGCUACCGGCCAGCAGCAAGGCUCGAAGCUCGAAGUGCCCGAGCCAGCACACGUCUCGACGACCGCAGGGUCCGCUGUAGGUGUAGCUGGCCGAGAAGACGGCAUGGUUGUAUUGCGGGACGACCUAAGGGUCGUGCCCUCCGCUAUUCUUGAGGACGGAAUGUCUGUUGUGCACACUACCGGCCACGAUGAUCGCACGAAAGCGAUACGGGACGACCUGAUGGUCGCCCUCUCCGACUUUCAAGGGAAUACGCCUGUGAUACGGGACGACCUCGCGGUCGUACCGUCUGUUCCGCAAGGCGACAUGACGGACGAGCAGCAUUGCUCAUUCGACGUGUCCCAGUCAUCUGUACACACUACCGGUGAGUACAGAGUGUCGAGAAGAAAAAGUACGCCCUCAGCGGACGUACUUACCUCGACAUCUGCCAUGCCUACGUUAGCGUGCGUAACGGCGAAUGUAGAGCCUGUCGUGCGCAACGCCCGCGACUCGUCGGGCCACCGUCUCUUCAUCUCCGCUCCAUGAUCACAAAUGAUCAUGGAGACGACAGCACGUCCACAGCUCGGGACGACCUACAGGUUGUACCGGGAUCC
Messenger RNA from Fomitopsis serialis, 1699 nucleotides. RefSeq lists its product as uncharacterized. Lineage: Eukaryota; Fungi; Basidiomycota; Agaricomycetes; Polyporales; Fomitopsidaceae. The transcript has 3 exons. The coding region runs from base 114 to 1631 and encodes 505 amino acids. The record is from RefSeq and is a predicted model, not a curated record.